GCAGAGUCACCCGGUAACCAUGACGACGAGUACCGGUGGGCGGGGCUAGAGCCGCCCAAGGUGAUGGUGACGACGUCACGUGACCCCAGCGUCCGCCUGCGGCUCUUCGCGAAGGAGCUGUGCCUGCUGCUGCCCGGCGCCCGCCGCAUGAACCGGGGCCACGCCGAGCUCGGGGCGCUCGUGGCCGCGUGCCGGGGCGCCGGCGUCACCGACCUGGUGCUGCUGCACGAGACCCGCGGGAGGCCCGACGGGCUCUGCCUCUGCCACCUGCCCCACGGCCCCACGGCCCAUUUCACGCUGAGCGGCGCCGUGCUGAGGCAGGAGGUUGGGGGGCUGGGGGGGGCCCCGCUGGCUGCCCCCCAUCUGCUGCUGCUGCGCCUCGACUCGGCCCUGGGGCGCAGGGUCGGGACCAUCCUCAAGCACCUUUUCCCCGUGCCCCGGCCCGACUCGCGCCGCGUGGUGACGUUCGCCAACGAGGAUGACGUCAUCCUGGUCCGGAACCACGUUUACCGGCGCCGCGGCCGCAAGGUGGAGCUGGAGGAGGUGGGACCCCGGUUCCAGCUGCGGCCCUACCUCAUCCGCUUGGGGACCCUGGACCAAGGCGACGCCGCGGACGUGGAGUGGCGCUGGCACCCAUACACGGCCACCGCCCACAAGCGCCACCUGCUGGCAGCACCCACCCCUGCACCCUGACCCCCACCUUGACCCCCUG
Molecule: messenger RNA, 712 nt
Organism: Pezoporus occidentalis (night parrot)
Lineage: Eukaryota; Metazoa; Chordata; Aves; Psittaciformes; Psittacidae
Gene: IMP4
Product: IMP U3 small nucleolar ribonucleoprotein 4
Exons: 7
Coding region: 64-693 (209 amino acids)
Biological process (GO): rRNA processing
Cellular component (GO): small-subunit processome; nucleolus; Mpp10 complex
Molecular function (GO): snoRNA binding; rRNA primary transcript binding
Source: RefSeq, a predicted model, not a curated record